AUGUCUUCCAAUGGAAACAAGAAAACCUUCUCUAGCGAUGAAGAUACAAUGGAUGAAAAAUCUCAAUGUGAUUCAUCCACCGAAGAUAUACACCUUCCUCACCUGGCUCCGUCCACGGCUCUGACAAGAUUUGGCGAUGUAAGAUUACCAUUGCCAGUUGGACAAUCAAAUAACCAACAAUCUACUCUCUUCUACCUCUCCUUGAUCGAGGCAAGAUGUAAAGCACAAGCCUUGACCACCUUAAACUCUGGUCGUGCACCCCAUGAUCAAUUACCGGAGGACCAUCCAGAUAUCCAACGUUUAGCUCAAGUUCUCUUUAGCGAUAUGGCGAGUGAGCUCCGUAAGUCAGGGGUACUUCCUAGAGCAGAUGAGCUUGCGAGUCGACAAUUCGCAGCUCUUCGUGAGGGUUAUCUUUCAACCUUCGAUUUAAUUCUCGCAAACAGUGCAUCACAGCGGAUGCAGAACUCGACCUUCAGCCAGAACUCUAUUCUCCCUCUGGCAUCUGGUUCAUCAUUUGGGUUGUCCUACUUUGAUCAGCCGCCAAAUCUAAAUCUUGAGAUGAUUCCCAAGAAUCCAUUCUCAUCGGCCGCGUUGACUUCGAAUCCCUUUCAGUAUAGGUCGAUUUAUAAUAGAGAAUGGGAGCAGAUUAGUCUCUUGGGCAAAGGAGGUUUUGGCGCAGUCUAUAAAGUUAGACACAGAGUUGAUGAUUUAGAGUGCGCUAUCAAGAAGGUCAUUAUCACACCAGAUCAGCUACGCAAGGUUGAUACAGCAGCACUAUUAUCUGAGGUUAAAGCAUUGGCUGAACACAAGCACCCCAAUAUCGUCAAUUACUAUGGAUGCUGGAUCGAAAUGGGCAAUGAAAUUGUUCCAUCAGCGAGGCGAUUGAUGGAAGCUGAUGAGUCAAGCUAUCUUUCCAUGACUUUGAGUGGAGUCGAGAGAUCAGAGGACGAACUUGGACUGCAGGAAGAUCCCACUUUCGGCAUGGCCAGCUUGCGUCUAGAUAUGGAGAGAGAAUUAGAGAAGGACAACAGAAGACAGCGCCAAGGGAGAAUUAGCAGUGAUGUCAUCUUUGAUAUUUCAGAGACAAAGACUACAACGGGUAGUAGGAAGUCUACUAAUGUAGUGGAAGCAGAAGAUGGAGAUGGAGAUGAAGCUGGAGAUGAAGAUGACGAUGACGAAGAUGAUAACAAUGACAAUGCCAUCAAUUCACGAGACAACAGGGCUCGCAUUCUAUACAUUCGGUUCACUGUCUAUCCUCUUACAUUAGAGGAAUACAUAUCGACUGAUGCACCGCAGACAGGCCACGAGUUUCCUAUCCGCCACUGCUUUCAUACAACUCCCACAAUCCGAAUCUUAAGUGCUAUCCUCAAUGGAGUUCAAUAUCUCCACGCAAAACGCUUGAUUCAUAGAGAUCUCAAGCCAGCAAAUAUAUUCCUAUCUGCUAAAAAAGACCUCGAAGCAUUCGUUCCUUCCUACGACCUCAUAGACGUCAGCCGGAGGGCCUGUCCUACCUGUACUGGUACUGCCGAUCAAAACAAAGCUUACAUUACACCUUGCAUUGGAGAUCUUGGCUUAGCAGUCAAAUUAGCCGAAACUACAGCUACUCCCGCUACUGGCCCUUAUACUAGAGCCAUAGAGCUCAAUCCAUCAUCACAGCUUUCUCGCCUCGGAUCAAAGCAAGCAGGGAGUGGAUUGAGGGCUUUAGAGUUGCUUAGGAGUAAUUGGUGGUAG
This is a messenger RNA of Sclerotinia sclerotiorum 1980 UF-70, 1731 nucleotides long. RefSeq lists its product as hypothetical. Gene Ontology annotation, biological process: protein phosphorylation. Lineage: Eukaryota; Fungi; Ascomycota; Leotiomycetes; Helotiales; Sclerotiniaceae. The record is from RefSeq and is a predicted model, not a curated record. The coding region runs from base 1 to 1731 and encodes 576 amino acids. The transcript is spliced from 4 exons. Gene Ontology annotation, molecular function: ATP binding; protein kinase activity.